CUCUGACCUGCUUAUAUUCAGAACAGGAAUUGUAGAAAAGAGGUGUGCUAGAAAAUGUCCCUGGAAGAGCUUAAUGAUUAUGCUAAUCCCAAUGUAUUUCAAUAUAAGGGAAUAUAUUUUCACAAUGAAUAUACAACACCUGAAAUGAUAGAUUCUCUGGAGCAUCUUGAAAUCAGAGACAGCGAUGUUUUCUUGGUGACUUUUCCAAAGUCAGGAACAGUUUGGACACAACAAGUCCUGAGUCUAAUUCUCAAUGAAGGACACCGCAAUGGAGUGGAAGCUCUUAAUAACAUUGACAGAGCUCCAUGGAUUGAAUACAAUUUAAAUAAUGUUAAUUUUGAUACCCGACCCGAUCCUCGACUUUUUUCAUCUCACCUUCCUUAUCACUUAAUGCCAAGGGAUCUGAGGAACCGGAGAGGCAAAAUUGUCUAUGUAUACAGGAAUCCAAAAGAUGUCUUGGUGUCCUUUUAUCAUUACUAUAAACUUAUGGUGAAGAUGCAACAGCCAAAUAGCUGGGAACAUUUCAUUGACCUCUUUAUAGCUGGCAAAGUGGUAGGUGGUUCCUGGUUUGAUCAUUUCAGAGGCUGGUACAUCAACAAGCAGGAGUUUAAUGUACUUUUCAUGACAUAUGAAGAAAUGAAAAAGGAUCUGCGAUCAGCAGUAAUGAAAAUGUGCAGUUUUUUGGGCAAAACACUUGAUGAUGAAGCAGUGGAUACUGUGGUGGAAAAAGCCACAUUUAAAAACAUGAGACAUGACCCACUGGCAAACUAUACAUUUUUACCUCAAGAUAUCAUUGAUCCAAGCAAAGGCAGUUUUCUUCGUAAAGGCACCAUUGGGGACUGGAAAAAUAUAAUGACCGUGGCACAGAGUGAGAUGUUUGAUCAAGUGUUUGAAGAGAAAAUGAAAGAUCUAAAAAUCAAGUUUACAUGGGAUAUUGAUGAAACCAAUUGA
Molecule: messenger RNA, 951 nt
Organism: Pelobates fuscus (common spadefoot toad)
Lineage: Eukaryota; Metazoa; Chordata; Amphibia; Anura; Pelobatidae
Product: amine sulfotransferase-like
Exons: 7
Coding region: 55-951 (298 amino acids)
Biological process (GO): sulfation
Cellular component (GO): cytoplasm
Molecular function (GO): sulfotransferase activity
Source: RefSeq, a predicted model, not a curated record